Molecule: messenger RNA, 615 nt
Organism: Anthostomella pinea
Lineage: Eukaryota; Fungi; Ascomycota; Sordariomycetes; Xylariales; Xylariaceae
Source: the annotation of a GenBank genome assembly
AUGGCUCCCAAGAUCGCUAUCGUCUUUUACUCGAUGUACGGGCACAUCCGCAAGCUCGCCGAGGCCGAGAAGGCCGGUAUCGAAAAGGCCGGCGGCACUUGCGACAUGUUCCAGAUCCCCGAGACCCUGCCCAAGGAGGUGCUCGCAAAGAUGUACGCCCCGGGCCAGCCGGGCGACAUCCCCCUGCUCGAGGACCCGGCCACGCUGGAGCAGUACGACGCCUUCCUUCUUGGCAUCCCCACGCGGUACGGCAACUUCCCCGCCCAGUGGAAGACCUUCUGGGACAAGACCGGCGGCCAGUGGAUGAAGGGCAGCUACUACGGCAAGAUGGCCGGUUUCUUCAUCUCGACCGCCUCGCUCGGCGGCGGCCAGGAGUCCACUGCCAUCGCCGCUAUGUCCACCCUCACCCACCACGGCAUCAUCUACGUGCCGCUGGGCUUCGCCAAGGCCUCGGAGCAGAUGAGCGACCUGGCCGAGGUCCACGGCGGCAGCCCCUGGGGCGCGGGCACCUUCACCAGCGGCGACGGCUCGCGCCAGCCCUCCGCUAAGGAGCUGGAGAUCGCCAACGCCCAGGGCGCGAGUUUCUACGAGACCGUCGCCAAGUACACCGGCUGA